This is a messenger RNA of Selaginella moellendorffii, 3599 nucleotides long. RefSeq names its product RNA cytidine acetyltransferase 1. Bases 34 to 3087 code for a protein of 1017 amino acids. Gene Ontology annotation, molecular function: tRNA binding; 18S rRNA cytidine N-acetyltransferase activity; ATP binding. The record is from RefSeq and is a predicted model, not a curated record. Lineage: Eukaryota; Viridiplantae; Streptophyta; Lycopodiopsida; Selaginellales; Selaginellaceae. Gene Ontology annotation, cellular component: 90S preribosome; nucleolus. Gene Ontology annotation, biological process: rRNA acetylation involved in maturation of SSU-rRNA. The transcript is spliced from 26 exons.
UUCUAGGGUUUAGGGGUUUGCGAGAGGGCGAGAAUGAGGAAGAAAGUGGACAGCCGGAUCAGGACGCUGAUCGAGAAUGGCGUCAAGUCGCGGCAUCGAUCGCUGUUUGUCGUCGUUGGGGACAAGAACAGGGAUCAGGUUGUGAACUUACACUACAUGCUCUCCAAGGCUGUUGUCAAAUCUCGGCCGUCGGUGCUGUGGUGUUACAAGAAGGAUUUGUUCCUCAGCAGCCACAAGAAGAAGCGAAUGAAGCAGAUAAAAAAGAUGAUGAAGAGGGGUUUGCUGGACGCGGAGAAAGACGAUCCUUUCUCGCUCUUUGUGGCAAGCACCAGCAUUCGGUACUGCUACUACGCCGAAACUGAGAAGAUCUUGGGAAACACGUUUGGGAUGUGUGUCCUUCAGGACUUUGAAGCAUUGACUCCCAACUUACUCGCACGAACUAUAGAGACUGUGGAGGGUGGGGGAAUUAUACUGCUGCUGCUAAGCUCUUUGUCAUCUUUGACUAGCCUGUACACUAUGAUGAUGGACGUUCAUUCUCGUUUUCGGACCGAGUCGCAUGAAGAUGUGGUCGCCCGCUUCAAUGAGCGCUUUAUUUUGUCCCUUGCGUCUUGCAAAGCUUGCAUUUUUAUGGAUGACGAGCUUAACAUCUUACAAGUAUCUUCCCAUGUCCGCUCAAUAAGUUCUCUGCCUGUUUUGGAGGGCGAAGAAGGUCUUACCGAGUCAGAAAAGGAUUUGAAGGAGCUCAAAGACUCGCUGGUCGACACACAACCUGCAGGGCCGUUAGUGAGCAAAUGCAAAACGUUAGACCAGGGAAAAGCCGUCGUAACUUUCCUAGAUGCUAUUUCUGAGAAAACUCUCAGAAGUACCGUAGCCUUAACCGCUUCUCGUGGAAGAGGAAAAUCUGCAGCUCUUGGUUUAGCUAUUGCUGGUGCAGUAGCUUUUGGGUAUUCAAACAUUUUUGUCACAGCUCCAAGCCCAGAGAACUUGAAGACCUUGUUUGAGUUUGUAUGCAAAGGCUUUGAUGCACUUGAGUACAAGGAACACAUAGAUUAUGAUCUCGUGCAAAGUACCAAUCCAGCAUUCAACAAAGCUGUGGUCCGUGUCAACAUCUUUCGUCAACAUCGACAAACUAUACAAUACAUCCAACCUCAAGAUCAUGCAAAGCUUGCGCAGGCUGAGUUACUUAUUAUCGACGAGGCCGCAGCGAUACCGCUUCCUAUGGUAAAAGCAUUGCUAGGGCCAUACUUGGUGUUCAUGUGCUCUACAGUUAACGGAUAUGAAGGGACUGGCCGUUCCUUGUCACUAAAAUUAAUCCAACAGCUCCGUAGUCAAGGAAAGAGUGAAUCUGCUCCUUCAGGUAGAGUUUUCCGCGAGGUUGAGCUGGCCGAGCCCAUCAGGUAUGGAGCUGGCGAUCCUAUUGAAGGGUGGCUGCACGAGCUUCUUUGUCUGAAUGCUGCCGAUCAUAUUCCAAGUAUCGAAGGAAGGUUGCCGCCUCCUAGUGAAUGCCGGCUUUUCUAUGUCAACCGGGAUACUUUGUUUUCCUAUCAUAAAGCGAGCGAGCUCUUUUUGCAAAGAAUGAUGGCCCUAUACGUGGCUUCGCACUACAAAAACACACCAAAUGACUUGCAGCUCUUGUCUGAUGCGCCUGCACAUCAUCUGUUCGUUCUUCUUGGGCCUGUUGAUGAGACACAAAACACAUUUCCUGAUAUUUUGUGCGUUAUUCAGGUUUGCUUAGAAGGAAAAAUAUCGAGAAAAUCCGCCUUGAAAAGCCUAAGCGAUGGCUCGUCUCCUUCGGGAGAUCAAAUACCCUGGAAAGUUUCUCAACAGUUUCAAGACUCGGAGUUCCCGAGCCUGUCUGGUGCUAGGAUUGUGCGAAUUGCAGUCCAUCCAAACUUGAUAAAGGCCGGCUAUGGUUCUGCGGCUGUCAACCUUCUAGUCCGGUAUUACGAGGGCCAGUUUACCGAUUUGGAAGAAGAGGACGAUGAAGAUGAUGUGGUUCACAAACACCCUGUGAAAGUUGCUGAAGCUGCUGCUGAGAUCUCACUUUUGGAGGAACAAAUCAAACCAAGAGCAAAUCUUCCGCCGUUGCUAGUUGGUCUACAUGAAAGAAACGCGGAAAAAGUCCAUUAUGUGGGUGUAUCAUAUGGCCUCACACAACAACUGCACAAUUUCUGGAAAAAGCUCAAAUUUGUGCCUGUUUAUGUCUCACAAAUUCCGAGUGCCAUAACCGGAGAACAUAGCUGUGUGGUCUUAAGGCCAACAGAAAUUGGCGAAGUGGAUACCGCAACGGCAGAGCAAGGAAGCUGGGUUAGACCUUUCAAUGAAGAUUUCUCCCGGAGGUUUAUAUCGCUGUUGGGCUCAUCCUUUCGAUCGUUCAGUCCUGGACUCGCUCUAAGCGUCUUGAAACCUCAAAUUGAUUUCGAUGAAGAAUCUCAGGAGACAAUAUCGACCGAAGGCAUCUUGGGAGGCAAAAAUGCACUCCUAACACCCUAUGACAUGAAACGAUUAGAGUCAUAUGCAAAUAACCUCGCUGACUACCAUCUGAUAAUCGAUUUAGUUCCAACGAUUUCUCGACUGUAUUUUAUGAGAACCAUACCCGUAACUUUAUCUGCUUGUCAAGCUGCCAUAUUGCUAUGCAUGGGUCUCCAGCAACACGAUAUAAGUUUUGUGGAGAGCGCAUUGGAUCUUCCUCGCAAUCAAGUCUUGGCUUUGUUUAAUAAGAGUGUGCGAAAGUUGCACGGCCAGCUACACAAAGCCGCUGCAAAAGAGAUCGAGGAGACACUACCUCGGUUAAGAGAGGUGGUGAUGAAUCCCCACGCAGUCUCGGUGGACGAAGAUCUAGAGGAAGCAGCAGCCAAAGUCAAGGCUGACCAAAAGGAGAAAGUGAGCUCGAUGCUGAGUCCUGAAUCUCUCCAACACUUUGCAAUCGGUGGGAACGAUGUUGAUUUCGAGGCAGCGCUGGGUGGAAAAGUUCCAAAGAGUGGCCUUGUGAGCGUCAAGAGCAGCGAGAACAAGGGCGACGCGAAGAAAAGGCCGCCUCAAAACAAGCAGCUAAAGAACAAGUCGUCCAAGAAGUCGAGGCAGUGAUUGCAAGUUGAACACAAAUCAAGGGAAAGUUCAUGACGGAAAUCCUGUUGGGAGCAAAAGUUUGCAGCACGAGGAUAGACAAAGAAGAAUACGGGCUAACAGUACCGCUGCCUAGACACACGACGACUUCAGAUAGACAUCUGAAAGCUAAGCGUAUAUUUGGUACUUCGCUUGUGACUUUCCCAGGUUUCCAGUACCCGUGUCGCCAGCCAGAUUGACUGUGAGCAGGCAUUAUUAGCGCAAGCCGUCAUGCAACCGAUACGUUCCCUGAGAAGAGACUCCAGCAAAUUCUCAUAUCUCUUUCACUCCAUAGAACUUUUUGAAGGCGUUGCGAGAGGUGCUCUUCAAAUACGGAUAUGCCAGUCAAGUUUGAGGACAGAAGGAGCUAUCCUUGGAAUGUGCAGAUAGUAAUAUGCUGAUCUUCUUGCAACCUGUCAGAUCAAGCCUCCUUAGCAAAGGAAGCUUUGCAACACCAUCGUAUCACAUCCAAAUUAUAAUUUCAGAUCUCUCAA